Ambispora gerdemannii is the source of this 2052-nucleotide messenger RNA. NCBI's taxonomy places the organism in Eukaryota, Fungi, Glomeromycota, Glomeromycetes, Archaeosporales, Ambisporaceae. The record is from the annotation of a GenBank genome assembly.
AUGGAGAAACAACUUCUUAUACAAGUCGACGAAGAAUAUCAUAGAAUACGCCAAGAAUUCUAUAACAAUAAACUAAUAGAAUCUCAAAAAAUGUUUCUAGAAAACAACCAAAGAAUUCAAGAUCUUCGUAACAACAAAAGAGCUUUACAUCGAAUAAAGCCCAUCAUAGGGUCGCACGAUGUCAUUUAUCCCUUACAAGAGAUAAAACGUGGUAAAGCAGCCAGUAAUACUUCGCAAAAGAAAAAAGCAAAGAGCGCGGUUGAAAAGAAAAUGGGACUUAGCUCCAGUGAAUUUACCGUCCAAAGUAGCGUGCACAAUGGACCGCAAGUGAAAAAUAAUGAACAACUUGCUUCUAUUUCACUUAAUAAUUGGAAACCAUUACCGCGAUACACGUUAUGGACCCCGAUUCCACAUAGCUCAAAGACAGAAGACGACCCCGUACUACGACAUCUUCAUUAUUUUGGUGAAGAGGAUGAUAACGAAGAGGAAAUUAAUUACAUGGAUUUUUAUGACGAUAUAGUCGUUGGAGAAAAAACUCACGAUUUAGAAGUAGUUGCUUUUAAUACAUUACGUAGUUUAUUUGAGCAAAACAAUAUAUCGAUUAAUGUUCUCGAGAAUUGUGCUGCUAGCAGAGGAUUAUCCUUAUGCAAGACACUAUCGAAAUCAAGGGAAGCAAAACAAUCCAUCAAUGUCGACGAAAUUGACGAUGGAGAUGAACAGGAGCAACUUGCUCUGGCUGAGAUGCUUUUAAAAGCAUCAGAGAAAAUUCUUAAAACGAGCGCUAAAAAUUUGCUGAGUGGCUAUUUAGAGAAAAUAUCAACUGACAAGACGAAUCAGGAAUCAUUUGCAACUGUUAACACGAAUGUUGACAAUCAUCUAGAUUUUGUAAUGGCUGAAACGAUGAUGCGUUCUUAUGCAAGUCUAUGGUGUCGUAGAUGUUAUGUGUACGAUUGUGGAUUGCAUGGAACGGAAUCUCGUCCAACUAAAAAUAAAAAAAGACCACUGUUCAUCACACUAAACGAGCCUUGUGGUUCGUUAUGCUACAUGAAUGAAGAAAAUAAGCGAAAUUAUCAAGGUUCAAAACACUUUGAGGAUUGGAAUUCGGUGGAAAUUGCCUUAUACAAAAGAGCACGUGAAAUUUAUGGCAAAAAGAAUUAUUGUGCGGUGUCUGUUAUAGUGAAAACAAAAGCUUGUCAGCAGGUAUAUCAACGAGCGCAGUUUUACGAGUCUAAUCCAAAUGAAGAUGAUACUUUGGGCGAGUCUUCUUUUGAUGAAUUGAAACAACGUGGCGGUAGACUGAAAAGGACUAUGGCGAGAAUUUCUGGAAUAGAAAUUGAUGCCGCCGAUCAUUUAGAAUAUCGUCCCUGCGAUCAUCCGGGGAAGGUAUGCGAUAGUACCUGUCCAUGCGUUCAAGGCAACCUUUUCUGUGAGAAAUACUGCCGAUGUGAUUACGAUUGUUCUCGAAGAUUUUUCGGUUGCAAUUGUAGUAACAUAAAAGCGUGUAAUCUUCGUUCUUGUUUUUGCUUUGCAAAUUACCGUGAAUGUGAUCCGGAUAUAUGUUCGUGUUCAGCUUGUGAAUUGCAGAUUUCUGCACAUGAUUUUGAUCGACGUCCUUGCAAGAAUACCGCCAUUCAGAGAGGAAAAGCUAAACAUACCAUAGUUGGCAUAUCUGCUGUGGCUGGAUGGGGACUUUUCGUGAAGGAGCCUGUGAAGAAGAAUGAAUUUUUGGGUGAAUACGUGGGUGAGGUCAUAUCACAAGCAGAAGCGGAUAGACGUGGAAAAAUUUAUGAUAAGCGAGGAACUAGUUUUUUGUUCAAUUUGAAUAAAGAAAAAGUGGUAGAUGCCACUCGAAAGGGCAAUAAAUUUCGAUUUGUCAAUCAUUCGUCAGAUCCGAAUUCAUACGCACGUGUUACAUUGGUUAACGGGGAACAUCGUAUUGGAUUAUACGCACAAUUCGAUCUUGAUCCUGGUCAGGAGCUGUUUUUCGAUUAUAGAUAUGAAGGUGAAACUCUGAAAUUUGUUCCGUGUGAACGUGAAAUCCCUGCAAAAUAA